AAAUGUCAUGGCAUGGCUUAACUUAUGCACGUGUUAAUUUGCAUUUGUAAGGUUUACUUUUCACUCUCAUGUAAAUUAAUUUUAUCAAAAUGUUAAACCCCAAUAAAUUGGGAGACGAUCUCCCAGGUUUUGAAGCACCAUCUGCUGACAAUUGUGCUGAAACAGAAGUUCAUAGUAACAAAAAGAAAAAAAAGGGUUCAGGUGGCUUUCAGUCCAUGGGGUUCUGUUUUCCUGUUUUGAAAGGUAUAACAAAAAGAGGAUACAAGCAACCAACUCCAAUUCAAAGAAAGACAAUUCCACUAGCUCUGGAAGGCAAAGAUGUUGUUGCUAUGGCACGUACAGGAUCUGGCAAAACUGCUUGUUUUGUGCUACCAAUACUUGAAAAACUUUGUGCACCUGCAAACAAACCUUUGCCAGGGAAGAAUUUUAGAGCUCUCAUCUUAUCUCCUACUAGAGAACUGGCCUUACAGACUUUACGAUUCAUAAGAGAAUUGGGCAAAUUCACUGGACUCACAUCAGCUGCAAUACUCGGAGGAGAGUCUAUUGAACAACAAUUCAGUGUGAUGUCUGGCACAGCUCCUGAUAUUGUUGUUGCAACUCCUGGAAGAUUCUUACACAUUUGCAUUGAAAUGAACUUAAAGCUUGACAAUAUAAAGAUGAUGGUGUUCGAUGAAGCUGAUAGACUAUUUGAACUUGGCUUUGGUGAACAAUUACAAGAAAUAGUAUCACGGUUGCCAUCUAACCGUCAAACAUUGCUGUUCUCAGCAACCCUACCAAAAAUGUUAGUGGAAUUUGCCAGAGCUGGUUUAUCUGAUCCAGCACUGAUCCGAUUAGAUGUUGAUUGGAAGCUGCCAUCAACACUGUGGCUUGGUUGGAUAUCUGUGAGAGCAGAGUUGAAAACUGCAGCCUUGUUACUGUUAUUAGAUAAAGUUCUAACUCCUAAAACUCCACAAGCUGUAGUGUUUGCUGCAACGAAACACCAUGUUGAAUAUUUACAUCUGGUCCUUCAACAAGCAGGUAUAUCAUCAACUUAUGCAUAUUCAGGCUUAGACUCAUCUGCAAGAAAAAUAGCACUUGGUCGUUUUACAAACAAGAAAUGCUCUGUUCUGAUUGUAACGGAUGUUGCCGCAAGAGGUCUUGACCUACCAUCAUUGGACACAGUCAUCAACUACAAUUUCCCAGCCAAACCCAAGUUGUUUGUGCAUAGAGUAGGUCGUAGUGCGCGUGCGGGACGAGCGGGACGUGCAUGGUCCCUAGUAGCUGCUGAUGAUCUGCCACAUCUGCUUGACCUGCAGCUGUUCCUAGGCACCGAUCUCAUACUUCCCGCACAGGUGAGCGAAGGUGGCGAGCGUUGUAUAAGCGGUGUAUGGGGCGCAUUAUCAUCCGCUGCCAUAGAACUGAGGCAUCAGGACGUCACCGCAUGGGAGAGAGACAGAGCUGAUAUUGAGGAAGCAGCUCGAACAUGUUCCCGCGCAUGGCAACAGUACCUCAAGUACCGAGAGCCAGCAUCAGCUGAGGCCAACAAGCGGGCAAAGACUAUCACACCGCCCAUUCAACUACACCCCUACCUGCACGAUCAUACUACGCAGAACUCGGACGCACUCGUCGAACAAAUCAAGAACUACAAGCCUAAAGGGACAAUAUUGGAACUUGCAGCUAAGAAUGAUUCACCCAUGUAUUUGGCGAUGAAAGCGAAAAAACAAGCUCACGGCAAAACUGUACAGAAAAUAAGAGACAUGAAGAAGCUCCAGGCUGAAGGAAAACUAUUGGACAUGCAUUUAGACGGUACGUCGAAGAAAAAGAAGAGAAAUAUUGUUCGUGACGAGAAUUAUAUUCCUCACGAGGCCAGCGACCAACACACUGAAACCGGGAUGGCAGUGAACUUGAGCACGGGCGCGUCCUCGGCGGAACUAGAGUUGAACGCGGACUGUUGGACGGAGGCGCGCGCGGCCGCCACGCGUGCGCGCUGGGACAGAGUACGGAAGAAAAUGGUCCACACGGACCCGGACGGUGGUCGCAAGAUGAUCAGGACCGAGAGUGGGGCGCGUGUGCCAGCCUCAUUCCGUAGCGGGCGGUACGAUGAAUGGCGCAAGCGGAACGCGCAAUACGAACAGACAGACACGGAACAACAACACAAUAACCACAACAAACACGUGUCAGAAUUCCGUCCACAUUGGGUGAAACACAACGAACGCAUUGCCAAGGAUAAAGCAGAGGCAUCAUCAAAAGAAUUCAGGAACAAACAGCAAAUAGUAAAGGAACGUCUGAGGAAGGAGAAGAUCAAACAAAAACUAAAACACAAAAUGAAAUCCAAGAAAAAGAAAAAGAAAUAGUGUGCAAUAAAAAGUUGUAUAAUC
Molecule: messenger RNA, 2357 nt
Organism: Diatraea saccharalis (sugarcane borer)
Lineage: Eukaryota; Metazoa; Arthropoda; Insecta; Lepidoptera; Crambidae
Source: the annotation of a GenBank genome assembly